Molecule: messenger RNA, 3669 nt
Organism: Onychostoma macrolepis
Lineage: Eukaryota; Metazoa; Chordata; Actinopteri; Cypriniformes; Cyprinidae
Gene: snx12
Product: sorting nexin 12
Biological process (GO): late endosome to Golgi transport; endocytic recycling
Cellular component (GO): retromer complex; early endosome membrane
Molecular function (GO): phosphatidylinositol-3-phosphate binding
Source: RefSeq, a predicted model, not a curated record
GUUCAUAAAAUACGUCUCCAAACUGCUGCACACAUAUCAUUGCAUCGGGGGUGCGGGAAGCGCAGGAUUUCCUGUGGUGUUGCUGAACUGGACACAUCCGAGUUUUAGAUUCGCAGAAGUACCUAGCUCAUUUUAACCUCCGUCGAUUUAAUGUCUUAAUCAAAACCUUCUCAUCUGUACGUGCCCUAGACUACACCUCGCCGUAGUUAGUCUGAAGUAAGUCAUCAAAGAUGUCCGAAGCCACAGUGGCCGAUACUCGCCGGUUAAACUCUAAACCGCAGGACCUGACGGACGCCUACGGCCCUCGCAACUUUCUGGAAAUCGAUGUGUACGACCCGCAGACUAUAGGAGUCGGCCGCAAUCGCUUCACCACUUACGAAGUCCGGAUGAGGACAAAUCUUCCCAUUUUUAAACUGAAGGAGUCGUGUGUUAGACGAAGAUACAGCGACUUCGAGUGGCUGAAGAAUGAGCUGGAAAGAGACAGCAAGAUUGUUGUGCCUCCAUUGCCUGGAAAGGCAUUGAAGAGACAGCUUCCCUUCCGUGGAGAUGAGGGCAUUUUUGAGGAGUCCUUCAUUGAGGAGAGACGAGCUGGGCUUGAACAGUUCAUCAACAGAAUUGCAGGUCAUCCUUUGGCCCAGAAUGAACGCUGUCUUCACAUGUUCCUGCAGGAUGAAAGUAUUGACCGGAACUACAUUCCCGGAAAAGUACGGCAGUAGGGUUUUCCAAACUGGGACAAGGGAGGGUCUUCUUUCUUCGGUUGUCAGCUUCUAUUCCCAUUCAUCUGCACACAAAGUGCAGAGUAACAUUUAUUUUUACACCGAGCAAAAUCUAGAUACUUGAUGAACCGCGCAGGACUUGGUUUUAUUUAACAGAUCAUGUUUUGUACAUGUGUCUGAGAGUUACUCUUUACACACACAUUGUAUUUCUUUAUUAUCGAUACAAUGUACUUGUUAGUGUGCGUGUGUGUGUAUUAUAACUAUACAUUAAGCUGUAGCACUGUAAAGCAAAGAGGGUUGGCUCAUAUCUUUGUCCUCUCUGGCGUCUGUUGAAAGAACAUGUGCUUUACGAGUUCAAGAGUUGAGGUGUAUUGCAUGUCAUUCCAAACAGUGCAAAUGCUUAACAAAACACUUGGUGAGCAAUGAAGAGCUGGAUUUUCAGCAGAUUAUAAAAAUGCUCCUAAAUGUUAAGCAUUACACUGUUUAACAAAGAAGCAAGCUGAAGAAUGUUCUGGGCUGUGUUUCAGGCAUAUAUAUUUGGAAAAUGUACUCGGUUUUCAUGUGACCAUCGGCAAGACCGUAAAAUUCUAGCCAGUAUUCAUAAUCACAAACUCAACUUGUAUGUAAUGUUGCCUUUUGCGCCGUUAACUACUGAAGCUUGUUUCCUUCAAAAUAUUGGGGGGUCCCAAUUACCUUUUUUUUUUUUUCUUUCUUUUUUUUGUAAACUCUCAAAGUUGAAAUUGCAAGAUUUUGUUACCUGUAUUUUUUUUUAUUUUAUUUUUUCCUGGUAGAAACAAGCUUCCCAUACUCAACUGUCCAAAACAUCGUUUGAAUAAAAUUUAAAAGUAUCAUCUUACAAAAAUAUGAAUAUUGCAUUUCAAUCUGAUAAACGCAUAUAUUGGAUUAUGAAGAGAUUAGAGCCUUUUAGUUCCAAUUUUAUGCGAAGAGAUAUGGUUCUGAGAUUAUGUUUGAAGAUUCAUGCUAAUCUGUGUUAGCAAACAAACAGCUUUCAAAAAUAAAGUAUAUAUCAGGCCUGUUUAGUAUGUAUAACCCAAUAAUAGGCAUUGAGUAGUUGGAAGGUAUGUUCUAAAAACUGAUAUUAGGGUUGAAGUGCUGUAAUGCCCUUUUGUCAACCGCUAUGGAGUUUUCCAAAGUAAUUAAUAAACAAAUAUACCUAUUUUUGAUAUGAAAUAAGUGCGCAAGACCUGUGUUGUAUGUGAGUCCAAGUUAAACUCGAGUCGACCGUGCGAAAGAUGAAAAAAAAAAAAAAACCGCUCCCUAGGAGGACAAAAUAUGUGCCAACUGUGUAAAGGUUGUCCUGCCAAAGUUCAGUCAUUUUCCUCAGAAUGACUCUAUAUUUAUGUUAUCUCCUGUGUUCAUCGAUUUGUGCCUGUGACGUUUGUCUGUAAAUAAAGUAAAACAAAAUAGAGCACCGGCUGGAGAUUUUAUAAUAUCAGAACUUUUUUUCUUAUUCUGUUUAUUCUCUCUUCCAUUUUAGGUGUGAAUGAAGUUUUGGUAAAACCCCCUCCUUGUCCUGGACCCAUCUGCUCUACCAGCUCUUUUCUGCACAUCAGUCAAAGCCUUUCACAGCUGCUGUCCAUGAUAUUCUGUAUAUAUUUCUAUUCUCUAAUAGAACUACAACACCUAUUUCACCCUGAGGAUGAACUCAUCUUAAUGCUGUAUUUAUACCUCAUGCACUCUUUUUGUGGAAAGACACAUUCUUUUCUUUAAGCGAAUAUUCAUUUCUCUAAAAACAGUGCUUUUUGUGUUUAUUCUGAUUAAAACUCCUGGCAUAAAACCUUUCAAGCGACACACAGAUUUUCCUCCAAUAUGUAUAUUAUAAAGAGAAUUUGAUCAGGCCACAUGACAUUCCUCAGUGUAUUCUUGAUUUAAAGUUUAAGUCUUUAAUUAGAUUUAAAGCAACAUGCUUCCCCUAGUGAAAAAAUAAAUAUAAUUUAAUGUAUUUGAAAUACAUUUAUUUCAUGCCAAGUAUACUACAAAUACAUUUACAUAUUUAUAAAGGUAAUAAAAAUACCCUGCAUUUGCACCUUUAGUAUAAUAAAGUCUGCUAAAUUGGAACAACUAAUUUUGUGCUAAUGCACUUUAACUGUGUGGAAGUAGUUCUGAAGAUAUACUGAAGUAGGCCUAUAUUUGAUUGUGCUCAAGUAGAACUAUAGCAAGUAUACUUUAGGUAGGCUAAAGUAUACAAUAUAGUGUAGCCUAUAUAAAUAUAGGCUACACUAUAUCUCGGAUUUAAAGAAGGAUAUUAUUCAAAGAUCAUACAAUCCACAUCAAUAGUGACAACAAAACACAUUUUCGGCUUAACAUUAUGAAAUGUGUGUUGUGCACUAGCAGUAAAAUAAAGUUUAAUUACAAUUUUUAUAUCGGUAAGUCUUAAACGGCGUGUCAGUAAAUAUGUUCAUAGAUUUGAACUAUACUUAGUAUGAAGUAAAUACAUUUUACUUGGGUCAAGAAAAGCGAUAUCGUCUCAAAAAUGAAUGAAGUCACAAUCCAAAACCAGAGAACAGUUUUUAUCAAGAUGACACCGACUCACCAAAUGUAGCACUUCAGAAGCUAAAACUAGGAUUGCCUCUCGACAACGUCUUCCUUUACAUUCCAUAUUUCAUUUGUAUCUAUUUGACUAAACAUGUUAAAACAAGGCUUUUGCAACCAUGUUUAAAUGUAUUUUCGUUUGUUUAGUGUCCGUGUGUAAGUAAAGCUUCGGGAAUGUACAUAUUCAAUCACUGUGAAAAACUGAAUUCCAUUAUGACAAAAUGUGUCACAUUUGCUGUUAUGUUUCCAUAUGCCAUCUCUUAAACUGAGUUAUGUUCUUUUCUGGCUCUUUCUAUUCUGGUUAUUUUCAGGACUGUGUGUAAAGAAAAGGGCACUCGUUGAUUUUUAAACAGAUAGCCAUCCUUUCUACCCAUGAAUAAACCCUCUCUGUCUCCUUCGA